Messenger RNA from Paraglomus brasilianum, 480 nucleotides. NCBI's taxonomy places the organism in Eukaryota, Fungi, Glomeromycota, Glomeromycetes, Paraglomerales, Paraglomeraceae. The record is from the annotation of a GenBank genome assembly.
AUGCAAUCCAAGAUUGAUUCAUUGAGACAACAAAUUUCUGAACUUGAAGCUGAAAAGGUUGAGCUUGAACCCAAGAAUGCCAAGCUUUUAAAACAGGUUAUAGUUAUGGAAGAGAGCACCAAAUGCGAAGCUGAAAAUGAGCCAUCUCCUACAAAAGAUAUUUCACCACUUAUCGAGAGCCAUUCUGAUGGGGAGAAAGGUAUUACUCCUAAUCCCUUGCCUAAAAUAGAACAUAGUAAUAGCUCAACCCAAUCUGAAUCUUCAAUGGAGCCUUCUUUACCACAAGAUAUCAUCGAUGAUGAUUCAGCUGAGAUCCUAGAUUUUGUAGAAACAAUACAUAAGGAAAGGAUUAAUAGCAAGAUAAGAGAAAGGAACCAGGAAAAAAAACUUCAAAAAUCUCAUAAUAACUUAACUCCUCUGAUACAAUCUGAGGCAUCAACUAUGCCAACACUAACAUCUGAAUCUCUGGACUUGAAAAUU